CCCGCCUCGGACCAGCAGCACACCUGGACCACCAAGCGGCAGCAGCAGGUGAGGGCGAGGAGGACCCUGACUGUCAAACGCGGCGUGUGAAGAAGACACAGACUGGGUGGAGGAGGUGGAGGCUCAGACUCUAAAAAAAAUAAACAGGCAGCAUGGGUGAGGCACCAGUCAGAGAGGACGGUGCAGUGACACGAUCAGCAGAGUAUGUGGGCUCAUUUCCUGUGGAUGACCAUUGUUUGGAUGACCAGAUAGAGCAACUGCACACUCAGCUGAAGUCCCUUAAAACAUGCAAAAGGAAGAUGCCUGUGUCUAUAAAAUUUUCCAUCAAAGGAGUGAAAAUAUAUAAUGAGGAUGAAACCACGCUCCUGAUGGCUCAUGCCCUACGUAGAGUCUCUCUGUCCACUGCCCGGCCCAUCGAUGGCCAGUUUGCCUUCGUCUCACACAACCCAGGCAGCACUGAUGCCCAACUGUACUGCCAUGUCUUUCAAGCUAGGCAUGCCAGAGCGGCACAGUUCCUGAACCUGCUACUUUGCCGCUGUUUCCAGCUGUAUUACUUGGAGAAGCACCCAGAGGAGGCCCAGAAAGACUCUGUUGACUCAGUGCCUCGUCGCAACCCCUCCCUACUCAACCACGGCUUCCCUCUCAGUGUUAGUGCCCUGGUGUCGUUCAGAAGAGCCCCUUUUCAAGGAUUGCUAGGGACUAAGAAUCACAAGUCUGUUGAUGACCCGCACAGCAGCCCAGAUGAACUCUUCCCCACCUCCUCCCCCUCCCUGGUGCGCAAGAAAGUCAUCCGGAGUAAAGGACUGCGCUCUGGGGCUUACCGCUCCUUCACUUUCACACCAGUCAAACAGCGCAGUGUUCAGGAAGGACUGAGUGUGUCAAAAGUAAACGACCAAGACAAGAUGGCAUUAAGGAGAUCCCGCACCCCAAGCUUGGCCGAAACCGAAGAAGCAUUGGCUCAAGCUGUCUGGUGUUGGGCUGGCAUCGCAACUGACAGCAGCUACUCCCUGCUUGCAGACGAUGUUUUGGGAUCUUACCUCCUGUGCCCACAUCCUAAAAAGCCUGAAUGUGGCUCUCUCAUCAUUCGCUUGCCCUCUGGCCUGAUCACCCACGUCAUAGAAAACACUUGUAAAGGGAAAUUCCUGCUGAAGAAAUGCAAGACUGAAUUCAGUUCCAUACCAGAACUGAUUGAAUACUACACUGAGACUCAAGAUGAGCUGCCAUGUCUGCUGAGCUGGGCCAGGGUGAACCACUGUUAUGAGUGGGAGGAGAAAACCAGCAAGCAGGCUGUAAAUCCACACAGGAGCAGGAAGAAAGCCAAAAGUAAAAAGGAAUGGGUUUAAAACCUGGGCACUGGAACUUGUGGCAGCCUCUGAGGAUCCAAAAUAAGUGACACCUUUUUUUUCUUCUUGUGCACAUAUCUUACUUUUAAAUCACAUUUGGUGUUGUGGGGAGCCUUAAGAAACGGGAUAACACAAUGUACCUAUUAAAAGUGCUGCCACUUAUGUAUAUAGUAUGCACAUCAAGUGGUAAUUUCAUCACAGGGUACUUAUUUGUCAGAGGUGUCAUAUUUUGUGCUUGCUGCUUCUAAUGUUUGUGUAUAUAUAUAAUUUUUUAUUUUUUUAAAUAUUUUUAUUUGUGCCUAUAAGGCAUCAGUCGAGUUGAUUAGUGUUUUUAAGACAUGAAACUAACCACCUGAAACUAUGGAGUGGACCUGAACACAAAGCGACAACUGUUCUUAUUAUUCUUGCAUCAUAAAGAUGUUGAACAAAUAUAUUGGAUCAGAUUUUAUUGUUUAAUUGAAUUUUUAUCUUGCUUACACGUUACUCUUUGUGUUUUUAAGACAUUAGACCUGGAUGAUUUCAAGUUGUCUAUGUUUAAAAGUGUUUGUGUAACUGGUCAUUUGAACUGGUAAUGUUGUGUGCAGUUUAAUAUACGUUGCGUGCUGAUUUAAUCAGUGGUAAGAAAUUCGAUCUGCUCUGUGAUUUUGGACAUAAGAUUGUCCGUGAUCUUGUUUUCAGGUCCAAAAGUAGUUUGUAUCAUCUUUUCCACAUCAGGCAAGCAAACAUUUUCAUCUUGUACACCCGCUUGAGAUUAAAUCACAGGUGUGUUUUGUUUUCUUGGAAAAA
This is a messenger RNA of Micropterus salmoides (largemouth bass), 2129 nucleotides long. It is a transcript of the gene sh2d5, whose product is annotated as SH2 domain containing 5. The record is from RefSeq and is a predicted model, not a curated record. NCBI's taxonomy places the organism in Eukaryota, Metazoa, Chordata, Actinopteri, Centrarchiformes, Centrarchidae. Bases 153 to 1343 code for a protein of 396 amino acids. Gene Ontology annotation, cellular component: postsynaptic density. The transcript is spliced from 10 exons.